UGACGACGUCAUACACAGGCGACACAAACAAACCUUCGUACAGAGCUAACUUAACGUUGCCGCUAGCCAUGAAUGACUACAUAACAAGGGUUCCUGCAGUACUCUGAGGGUGACAAUGAUUCCACUGAGCUACAUUCUGCUGUGCGGACAGUUCCUGCUGCUACUCACGGUUAUUCUGUUACAAUGUCUGGAAGGAAUUCACUCCCAAAACUCGUCGACCACGGAGCCUCCUGCUUCCUCUUCCGGCCAGGCAGCCACAGCGCUGCCGUUCAGCGAGCAGCCCGAAACUGUGAGAUCUGUGGAAAGUCCGAACCACACAGAGCCCUAUGAGUACAGACCCCCGUCCCCGGUCGUCCUCUGCAGCUACCUGCCGGAGGAGUUCAUCUACUGUCAGGACCCUGUAGAUCAUGCAGGCAACCACAGUGCCUGUCUGGAGAUGGGCCACGGCUGUGUUGGGUGGGGUGGCCAGACUGAAAAAGAGGUGAACUACACCCAGGUUAUGUGCACUGCACUCGAUGAAAUCGAGUGUGCCGGACCCAGAGAAUUCCUCAGAGGACACGUACCGUGCAUCAAAUACACCGGGCACUAUUUCAUCACCACGCUGCUGUACUCCUUUUUCCUGGGUUGCUUUGGGGUCGAUCGGUUCUGCCUGGGCCACACUGGCACUGCUGUCGGGAAGCUGCUCACCCUGGGAGGCCUGGGAAUCUGGUGGUUUGUGGACUUGAUCCUGCUCAUCACUGGUGGCCUGAUGCCCAGCGAUUACAGCAACUGGUGCACCUACUACUGAGAGCGAGAGCAGAGUGUGACUGAGGACUCUGGCCACUUCUCAGUCAGAUAUCAUCAGUUAAAUAUUGAGAACUCCGGGGAAUUGUCUUAGCCUGCCGUGGAUAUGAAUCUGUGAGCUGGCUUGUUCUAAGGGGAUUUACAGCUCUGCUGUGCAAAGUGGAGUCCAGGGACCUCCUGAGGACUUCUACUGAGUUCUCAGGGCUCCUGAGAAAAAUGAGGACUAAUUUGAUUUUAUUCUAAUAUCAUUCACUUGAAAUUUCCCACUCUAAGAAUGCAGAAGAAUGAAUAUUGUACUCACAGUGAUGGCAAGAUCACUUUUCUCACCUGUAGUUCAGUUCAUGUGGUCGGACGCUAGCACAACACUCCUGGUUUAAUCGAUGUACUGGGGACUGCACUCAUACGGUACGAUACACGUGUGUUACCAUGGUUACCAAAUCAUUUGCAUAAAUACAUACGUUGCUUGGUUUCUUCCUUGCCUGUUGACGAUCAGUAGAUGGGUUCAGUAUUAGUCUAGAUUUCUACUAGAGUCACAUACUGUACCAACCAUCAUAAAGCCCAGUGGUUGGUCGUUGCUGCACUAUUAGGGACUCUGCUAACCUCCUCACCACUCAAGAGUCCACAGGGAAGCGUGAGCAUGGUACAAAACACCCCCUUUCUCCAUUUCUACUUGUUUGUCACUAUAUGAUAUCCAAGGUCCAGUGUCUAUUCUAGUAACAGUCAUCAGUUAUUUCUUUAGGAGCUCUUUGUGACACUGGAGGAGAACAUAAAUAAGAACGCAGGGCUCAGUAAAGCUCAACACGACUGCUGUCAUUUUUAAACAUUGAUUUUCCCCAUGAUGGUGCAUAUAGCAAUAAUGACACAGGAUGUGUCCAAUCAGUGAGUUACCUGUAAGUUCAUAUGACUUCAUGCCUUACAGCUUUUGCUUUUUUUUUUGGAUUAUCACUGACUACCUUUUACGGGCACAAAAUAUUCCUUUUGACCUUAUUCCGAAAAAGGCAGUGUUCCUACUAGGGAUGCACAAUAUGGAUUUUUUUCAGCUG
This is a messenger RNA of Morone saxatilis (striped sea-bass), 1826 nucleotides long. It is a transcript of the gene tm2d2, whose product is annotated as TM2 domain containing 2. Bases 116 to 787 code for a protein of 223 amino acids. The record is from RefSeq and is a predicted model, not a curated record. The transcript has 4 exons. Lineage: Eukaryota; Metazoa; Chordata; Actinopteri; Moronidae.